Molecule: messenger RNA, 2981 nt
Organism: Anopheles stephensi (Asian malaria mosquito)
Lineage: Eukaryota; Metazoa; Arthropoda; Insecta; Diptera; Culicidae
Gene: glo
Product: heterogeneous nuclear ribonucleoprotein H3
Exons: 6
Coding region: 195-1907 (570 amino acids)
Cellular component (GO): ribonucleoprotein complex
Molecular function (GO): RNA binding
Source: RefSeq, a predicted model, not a curated record
CUCGUUGCGAGUUCAGUUCUUCACACACCUUGAAGACGGCGUGACAUACACACUCACGCCUCCGCUCGUUUUUGGUGCGAAUUUUGGUGAAAGUAUCGCUGUGAAUUCGUGAAAAACGCUUCAACAUCUUGCAGUCUCGGUGUUCCGCGUGUCGAAGGUCGAAUUGUGUGCGAAACGUGUAGAGUACGCACAAUAUGACGGAUAUCGCUAAUCUACAGCAACAGGAUAGCAGCAGCUAUAGUGGCGGCGACGGUGACGCUGAUCUGGGCAGUGGCACGAUGAGCGGAUUUGAUCAGAAUCAAAGCUCGGUUGCGGGCGAUGAAGGGAACAACCCAUCGCUGUUCAUACGGCUACGCGGACUCCCGUGGAGCAUCACCGAGGAGGAGAUUCGCAACUUUCUGCACGACGUCAACAUACUGCACGUGCACAUAGGCGUGAAUCCGCUGACCAAGCGACAAACCGGCGAAGCAUACAUUCGUGUCGCGUCCGCCGCCGACCGUAACAAUGCGUUCUCCCGCAACAAGCAAAUCAUCGGCCACCGGUACAUUGAGUUCUUUAACGCUACCGAAGAGCAGUACGAAAUGGCGCUCCAGGAGAUGGAAGACGAAGAGGACGGUGGUCCGGUGGUGAAGCUGCGCGGUCUGCCCUGGACCAGCACGAAGGACGAUGUGAAAGCAUUUUUCCAGAGCUUGACGAUUAAGAAUGGCUAUAAUGGGAUACUUUUGCUACUGGACAACCUGGGACGGGCAUCUGGGGAGGCGAUUGUAGAGUUUGCAUCUGAGGCCGAUGCUGAAGCGGCCAUGGGAAAGGACAAAGAGAAGAUUGGGAACAGGUACAUCGAGCUUUUCCGCAGCAGCACCCGCGAGAUGAAGCGGGCUGAAAAGCGUCUCCGACGUAUGACACCCUAUGGACGCAACGAUCGCAACUCGGGCGGUGGAGGCUACUCACAGAUGUCCGACCAAGCUUACGGUCAAGAUUACUCCGAUGGCACAAUGGGAGGUAACGUGAGCGGUGGAUGGAACGAUCGCUCGAAUGGCGGCUAUGGCAAUGGUGGCAGUGGCUACAGUGCCAACUCAAGCAAUAUGGGUCAAAUGUACUCCCAGGGAAACAAUGGCAACUCGGGUUCGGGUAUGUCCAAUAAUUUGGGUAACAUUGACAUCUUGCGUCUGCUGCAGGAUCAGCUAAUAGAUCGAGGUGGUGGCACCAACUAUGGCUCGGGACGUAGCGGCAGCCCGUCGGGUGCCGGUAUGAGCAGUGGCGGUGGCGGUGUAAGUGUCGGCGCGAACAGUUACAGCACAAGCGCUGGCUAUGGUUCCGGAUCCGGUGGCAAUUCGGGCGGUGGAGAUAUGCAAUCGAUGAUGAGCAUGGACCGUGGUGGGGGCAGCAGCGGCAGCUACCGCUCUUCCGGACCGAUGUCCAACAGCUACGGUGGCUACUCGUCCGGCAUGGGCAGCAGCAAUAAUUCCAACAUGGGAUCUUACAGCAACAGCAGCUACGGGUACGGUUCCGGUGGUGGUAACGGUGGCGGCGGCGGUUACGGUUCGAUGAACAACUACGCCAACAAUGACUUUGCCGGCGACGAACCGAACCUGUACUGUGUGCAUAUGCGCGGCAUGCCGUUCAGCUGCGACGAGCAGGAUAUGCACGAUUUCUUCAUGCCGCUCCGGCCAGUCAAGUGUGUGGUGCAGAUGAACAGCCGCAAGCGUCCGUCGGGCGAGGGCGAUGCGUACUUCGAAACGAAGGAGGAAGCCAUCAAGGCGAUGCGAAAGGACAAGGAAAAGAUGGGCUCCCGGUACAUCGAGCUGUUUGCCGGCCAGCGUCACUUUGGCAGCGCUGGCGGUAACGUCGGGGGUGGUGGACUUGGCGGUAUGGGCGGUACCCAGUUCCCGAAGAAGUACUUUAACUGAGACCGUUCGUCGAGGCGGGAGACCGGCAUAAGAUGAGAUUUUUUUUUUAUAUAUGUCCUCACCUUCAUUAUCAAAUCCAUUAUCGUUAACCGCGCUUCGGCCGAGCUGCGGGAAGCUUUGAUUGUGGGUUCCAUCGUGAACGUUUUACAUGAACACAACAAUAUUACGAUCCGUCUGUACCAUUUUGCUGUGUAUCCUGCUCCGCAAAAUGGAUCCUCACAGGAUGAUGAUAUCGUCUAAUUCUAUAUAUAUGUAGUAUGACAAACUUUACGUUAUUUUUAACCCGCUGACCAGCCGUACGCCGCUUGUGUUGGGUUUGUUCCGUUUUGUUUUUUUUUCGUUGAGAGCAUUUGUUUCGCCAAUGUCUCGUGUAAAGGAAAUACAAACAACAGCUGAUAAUCAGAAUUACUUUAACAAUCCCAAAACUAAUGUGCUGGGCGUGGUGGAUAAGUGGACGUAGCUGAAACAAGAGGGUAGCUGCUGAGCCGUAUUAACAAAACAAACCCGCUCUUUAUACACAGUAAGCCCUAACCCUGAUAUGGUGGUGGUAGUGAGUAUGAUGAUCACGAUGUUAAUACUUCUGCAUAUGGCGCGGUGGUUUGGUGGGAAGCUGGUGAUUGCGAUGGAUAAUGUAUAGCUCUUAAGGUUACACGCCGUUCAGAGAGGGGAUGCUCGAAGCUAGGGAAGACGACUCAAUUCUUAUAACAAAACGUUAGAGACACUUUCAAUCUGCAGCCGAAACAGAACAUAAACCGCAGUAGCUGAUCAGAACUCCUGUAUUGGGUAAAGAGAUUUUCUGUUCGUUUGUUCGUGACUGUAGCGUAAUUCUGCUUAUACUUUACUAGUAAUAAAAUUUCCACAAAACCACACACAACCAUGUAUAGAGGUAAACUGGCAAAUCGAUGUGGCGCGUGUUCCGGAACACACACACACCCGAGAACCGAGAAAGGGUGGUGUAAGUUAAGAGCUAUCAAGAUAUAAAAUAAUAAUAGGGCGUGAAGAAGGAAGGCCAAGUGCAACAAAAAACAAACCCCCCACAUGGAGUAAAUAAACUGACACCCAAUUUAAAAUCGA